Messenger RNA from Callithrix jacchus (white-tufted-ear marmoset), 2399 nucleotides. It is a transcript of the gene PNMA6E, whose product is annotated as PNMA family member 6E. NCBI's taxonomy places the organism in Eukaryota, Metazoa, Chordata, Mammalia, Primates, Cebidae. The record is from RefSeq and is a predicted model, not a curated record.
ACUGGCCUAGAACUUUCUUUCGGAAUUCCCUGUGGCUUCUGGGAGAACCAGCGGUGUCUGUGAGCUUGGGCGGCUGUUGGCGACAAGUGCCUCAGAGAGCCACACGCUUCCAUGCUGCGGAGCUGAGGCGAUCUCCUCAGACCCUUCAGAGAGACGCAGACAUCCGACUUCCCACUGAAAGACCUGGAGUUGCCCAGAGUUUGAGAAAGCUGCGUCAGAGACUGCAACAGUCAUCACACAUUCCUGUCUGAUCAAGCUCCCUCCCUCAAGUCCUCUGCGAUGGCUCGGACAAUGCUUCAGGACUGGUGCAGGUGGAUGGGUGCGAACGCAGAGCGCUCCCUGCUCAUCCUGGGUAUCCCUGAUGACUGCGAGGAGCAUGAGUUCCAGGAGGCAGUGCGGGCUGCCCUGUCACCCCUGGGCAGGUACCGAGUGCUCACCAAGCACUUCAGAAAGGAGCUCGGGGCCAAGGUAGCCUUUGUGGAGUUCGCUGAGUAUUUAAACCGAAGCUUGAUUCCCUGUCAAAUACCAGGCAAAGGAGGGCCCUGGAAAGUGAUCUCCCUGCCCCAGGCUCCUAAUGUUGAGUUUCAGGAUAUGCCCAGUUUUCGUGCACAGCCACAGGGGCAAGCAGUGGCCAGAGGUGCAGGUGAGGCAGGAUGCGCAGGUGAGGGAGGAGGCGCAGGUGAGGCAGGAGGCGCAGGUGAGGCAGGAGGCGCAGGUGAGGGAGGAGGCGCAGGUGAGGCAGGAGGCGCAGGUGAGGGAGGAGGCGCAGGUGAGGCAGGAUGCGCAGGUGAGGCAGGAGGCGCAGGUGAGGGAGGAGGCGCAGGUGAGGCAGGAGGCGCAGGUGAGGGAGGAGGCGCAGGUGAGGCAGGAGGCGCAGGUGAGGGAGGAGGCGCAGGUGAGGGAGGAGGCGCAGGUGAGGCAGGAGGCGCAGGUGAGGGAGGAGGCGCAGGUGAGGCAGGAGGCGCAGGUGAGGGAGGAGGCGCAGGUGAGGCAGGAGGCGCAGGUGAGGCAGGAGGCGCAGGUGAGGGAGGAGGCUCAGGUGAGGCAGGAGGCGCAGGUGAGGCAGGAGGCGCAGGUGAGGGAGGAGGCGCAGGUGAGGGAGGAGCUGCGGGUGAGUCAGGAGCUGCGGGUGAGGCAGGAGCUGUGGGUCAGGCAGGAGGGACAAAUAUGGCAAAAGCCUGGGUCCAGCCCUGGGGCUGCACCCUGCAGGCUGUGCAGGAAAACAGGGCCUCCCGGGAACUGAGACCCUUUUCCGGGAGGGAGCAGCUAGGCUGUGUGGAAGAGUCCUUUGAGAGCUGGCUGGAGCACGCCAAAGACAUGCUACAGUUGUGGUACCAUGAGUCGGAAAGGGACAGGAGGAGGUGGCUGCUGGAGAGCUUGGGCGGCCCGGUCUUGGAUGUCGUGAGCGGCUUCCUGGAGGAAGAUCCCAACUUGUCUGUGCGGGACUGCCUGGCGGCGCUGGGGCAGGUGUUUAGGAACCGGGACACUCGGAUGACUUCUCUGCUGAAGUUCCUGACCUGCACGCAGGGGCCCCAGGAGGGGCUGUUUGCUUUCGUGGUGCGCCUGGAAGGCCUGCUGCAGAGAGCGGUGGAGAAGGGGGCCGUCCACCUCGCCCUGGCCAACCACUUUCGACUGCGGCAGGUGCUGUCUCGGGCCCACCCCGGCGAGGCUCUUCAGGAUACCCUGAAGGAGAUGCAGCUGGAUAGGAGGCCACCCGGCUUCCUGGGGCUGCUUCGGCUCAUCCGGGAGAUGGAGGUGUGGGCGGCCUCCCCAGUGAGGAGCCAGCAGGGUGCAGCCUGGCCAGAGGCCCCAGUGGAGAGUGAAGACCCAGCUGCCGCCCAAGGAGAUACCAGCGAAGCUGAUCCCAUCGGGGAAGAUGCUGCCGAGGCCGCUUCUGCCACCAAAGUGGCCGCCAGGGGUGCCCCUGCCACUGGGGAAGAUGAAAAUGCCCCUACUGGCCUGGAAGGCUUAGGUGGGGCGAGGCCUGUAGAGGUCCCCUGGGGCUCCUCCCUAACCCGGAUGGGCAGUGCUAUCUGGGUGUUCCCAAGAGGUCCUAGCUGGGGUCCAGAGGGUCUCAUCCAGGUGAGAGGCCAUGAAGCCAGGAAUCCCCCAUUGGAGGGGCUCCAGACCAUCUUGGAGGAGUCUGAAAAUGAGGAUGAGGAUGGGGCUGGGGAGGCGGGCCAGCCCAAAUCUUCCCCGGGCAAAUAAGCUCCGAGGGCCCUGGGGCCUCCUCUCCUUCAGGCAGCAGCAUCCGGGAGGCAGAUGGAGGCCAGGCCAGGGCCAGUCCCUCAUCCUACAUCGCGAGUAGGGGUCCCCACCUUCCCCAAGAGGCCCUGGCCACCACCCCCAGCCCUUCCCCAUGAUCCAGAUGACCACAUUUGAUUCCAAAUGGGGUUGGG